CGACACGCACUUUCCCUUGAUAAGACUCAACAACGGUGUGGUGUGUCAUCAUCUCUUAACUUCAACGUUUUCUUCUUCCCGUUUUCUGGUAUUUUAUCGAAUACUUUCUGGUUGAAGCUUUGAGUAUUAAUAGACCAUCGUCAGCAAAUGGGAUCUGAAGGUCCUUCAGCGGCUGUAACGACAGUUUAUAUAACAGGUUUCAAGAAAUUCCAUGGAGUUUCAGAGAAUCCAACGGAGACAAUUGUGAAUAAUUUGGUGGAGUAUGUGAAAACGAAGGGUUUGCCGAAAGGUUUAGUUAUUGGAAGCUGCAGCAUUCUUGAUACUGCUGGACAAGGAGGCCUUAUUCCCUUGUACCAGACAUUGCAAACUGCCAUUACAGCCAAGGAUUCGGAAUCUUCAAGUUCCAAUAAAAUUAUUUGGCUGCAUUUUGGGGUUAACAGCGGUGCAACAAGGUUCGCUGUAGAACGUCAAGCUGUUAACGAGGCUACAUUUCGUUGCCCUGAUGAACUAGGAUGGAAGCCACAGAAAGUUCCCAUUGUUCCUUCUGAUGGCACAAUUUCACAUAUACGGGAGUCUACCCUUCCUGUGGAGGAGAUUACCAAAGCCUUGGCAAGUAAAGGUUAUGAUGUAAUGACGUCUGAUGAUGCAGGAAGGUUUGUGUGCAAUUAUGUUUACUAUCAUUCCCUUCGUUUCGCGGAGCAAAACGGAAUCAAAUCCCUUUUCGUGCACGUGCCGCUUUUCUUUACAAUAAAUGAAGAAACCCAAAUGCAAUUUGCUGCUUCCUUAUUAGAGGUACUCGCUACAAUAAGUUAGUAACACCCAACUCAUGUAGUUGUUCUGUGUGGCCAAGCAAUAUGAUGCUUUUGAAAAUGUGUGUACAAACUUGAAUGAAAUGUUACAAGUUAUUGUGAUUGUCAUGAUAAUAAUAAUAAGAUAUUGUUAUGAAA
Molecule: messenger RNA, 947 nt
Organism: Vicia villosa (hairy vetch)
Lineage: Eukaryota; Viridiplantae; Streptophyta; Magnoliopsida; Fabales; Fabaceae
Exons: 6
Coding region: 148-813 (221 amino acids)
Biological process (GO): proteolysis
Cellular component (GO): cytosol
Molecular function (GO): pyroglutamyl-peptidase activity
Source: RefSeq, a predicted model, not a curated record